AUGCCGCCUUGGGGUUUAAGAUGGUUAAAGUUAUUUCUGAACCCGUACGCAGAUGAUGACUUUGAUCACAUCGAUGAAUCAGACCGUAGAAAGUAUAUCUUCGAACGUCUCGAAGAAUCUGAUUUUUCAGAAAGCUUCUGGGUGGUGGUUGUUGCCGGAGUGGGGUUUUUUACAGAUGCAUACUCGAUAUUCGCAAUUAACAUGGUAAUUCCGAUGCUGGGAAUUAUUUACUAUGGAGAUCCUGUCAACAAGGGAGUCAUGCCUCACAAUUACGAGAUUGCUCUCAGUGUUGUCACGUUGGGUGGAUCUAUCAUCGGUCAAAUAGGGUUCGGUCUUAGUGCUGAUUUAUAUGGAAGACGGAAGAUGUAUGGAUUGGAGCUGAUGAUCACCAUCUUUGCAACAUUAGGUGUGGUUAUGUCAUCUAGUGGUAUCGAAGGCUCAAUGUCCAUCAUUGUAUGGCUGUUGGUAUGGCGUUUUGUCUUAGGAAUUGGUAUCGGAUCAGAUUAUCCACUUAGUAGUGUGAUUACUGCAGAAUUCGCCCCGCACAAACUCAGAGGGAGAAUGAUGACGGCAGUCUUUAUGUGUCAGCCUCUGGGUCAACUGGCCGCGACUUUAGUGUCUUUAAUUGCAGCGGCCAGUCAGAGGACUGGAAUCCCGGCAGAUGCUACGCCGGAGAACUGUACUGGCGAAUGUCUCAAAACUAUGGAUUCUAUAUGGCGAUGGAUCAUCGGUGUGGGAGUGAUUCCAGCAGUCAUCGCUCUUUGGUUCCGACUUACAAUUAUAGAAUCACCAAGAUAUACAGCUGAUGUGGGUAGAGACAGUAGAAAGGCAGCAUCAGAGCUAAGCAGAUAUCUUCCAUCGGAGAUUGAUUCAGCAGUUGCCUCUACGACUUCGAUCGAGAUACAGCCGCAACCUGGGCUCCGUAGAUCAACUACAAAUGGUAAAGGGCGAAUAAGCUCAUCUGAAUCACGAAGAAGUAACGAAGAGACGUUAGACGAGAUUCAUUUGGAAGAUCAAAUAUUGACAACCGCCAACGACAACAAACCUCCCCCAGUGCCUUCAUGGGAAGAUUUCAAAGAAUACUUUUGGUAUAAAGGGAACUUGAGGACACUCAUCGCUACCUCUAUGUGUUGGUUUUGUGUAGAUUUACCUUUCUACGGACUUGGAAUGAAUAGUCCACAUAUAAUCUCCACCAUCUGGCACGGCAUAGGAACUCCACCACAACACAUCUACCCUAUUCUCAUCGACGAUGUAUGGCAAAGUCUUGUGGUUGUUUCUAUCGGUGCAAUUGCGGGUUGUGCUAUCACCUUCGUGGCUAUCGACAAAAUUGGACGACGGAAUAUUCAGAUGGUCGGUUUCUUCUUUCUCUUCAUUUUAUUCAUCAUAAUCGGGGGAUCAUUUAAUCAUUUGUAUAAUAUUGGCGGCUCGGCUGCUACCAUCGUUUUGUAUAUCCUGUGUCAAAUAUUCUUCAACUUCGGUCCGAACACUACCACUUAUAUGAUUCCAGCAGAACUAUUCCCCACUCGAUAUCGUGCACUAUCCCAUGGCAUAUCCGCAGCUUUCGGAAAAUUAGGAUCUGUCCUCGCGCAAUUAUUUCUUGCCUACGUAAACUAUGGCCAACAUAUUGACUACAAUCAUAUUCAACUUUGGCUACCAUAUUCCCUUUUGAUCUUCUCAAUAUUCAUGCUCCUCGGUCUCUUGAUCACGAUCUUCUACAUCCCCACACCCGAGAUCGGCUCAGAUGGCGUGAAAACGCUUGAAGAAUGGGAAGUUGGCAGACCGGCUAAUGGAUUUUCCAAAACGUGGGCAGCUAGAAACAUUGCCGGGGUCUGGAGAUGGAGUUCAAGGAGCUGGGACGGAAUCGUAGGUCUGAUUGAUAAAGAUGAGGGAGAGAGGAGGAAGGAAUUGAGAGAGAUGAAGGAGGAGAAAAGAAUGAUGGUGAAUGAUAAUACUAAUGGAGGAACGGAAGGAGAUGUUGAUUGA
Botrytis byssoidea is the source of this 1983-nucleotide messenger RNA. RefSeq lists its product as uncharacterized. Gene Ontology annotation, biological process: transmembrane transport. Gene Ontology annotation, cellular component: membrane. Gene Ontology annotation, molecular function: transmembrane transporter activity. The record is from RefSeq and is a predicted model, not a curated record. Bases 1 to 1983 code for a protein of 660 amino acids. Lineage: Eukaryota; Fungi; Ascomycota; Leotiomycetes; Helotiales; Sclerotiniaceae. The transcript has 7 exons.